UGUUAGAUGUCCACCAAUCUAGAAUUAAUUUAUGCUAACACUAGCAAAAUAAAGAGGUGGGACUCCUGAUUGACGUAGCAUCAGCUUUUAAUAGCCACCAACUAUCAUUUACCUAGCAUGUUAUUGGAAUAUUUACAUCAACAUUUAUUAUGAUGGAAAAUGCCCAUACGGUUCGCCUGGGUUUUGGGAGGGAGCAGGGUGCAUGAAUACCUCACCAACAAGAGCUGCUCUGCAUUUCAUCAUUUUUGAAGGUUCACAACAAUAGAGGUCCAAAAGAUCAGACCGCCUCUUCAUCUCCCACUACCAGCUUAUGCUCAUCAAGGCCCGAGUCAUAACAGCUUCAAUUUGUGACUGUCUUCUGCUCAUACGCAUCAAGGCCCCUGAGUCAUAACAGCUUCAAUUUGUGACUGUCUUCUGCUUAUGCUCAUCAAGGCCCGAGUCAUAACAGCUUCAAUUUGUGACUGUCUUCUGCUCAUACGCAUCAAGGCCCCUGACUCAUAACAGCUUCAAUUUGUGACUGUCUUCUGAGACUUGGUUGAAAGUUCGGAAAUGGCUCAAAUAGAUAUCCCAAGUAGUAGCAGCCACAAAGGGGGAAAAAAACAUUAUGGUGAUGGAAAAGGUGGAGAGCAAACUUGGCUUACCAAUAUAAAGAGCACAUUCAAGAAUUUUUCUCAAAUGUGGCGUGUGUCAGAAAAGGUUUGCAUAUAUAGAGUGUCUAAAUCAAUAACAAAAUAUAAACCAGAAGUUUAUAUUCCUUUAGUUGUGUCAUUUGGGCCGUACCAUCACAAGGCUAAUCAUGAAUUAUCUAGGAUGGAUGAACAUAAAUUGGAAGCAGUUAAUAGAAUGUUGAUAAGAUUGGGUACAAAGGAUGUGGCAAAAUUGAUUGGAGAGAUUCAAAGGUUAGACCCUAAAAUUAGAGAGUGCUAUGAAGAACCAAUCAAUAUGGACGGAGAAACAUUAUCUUGGAUGUUUGCAAUGGAUGCUUGCUUUAUUCUGGAAUUUUUGAGAAAAUGGGAUGACAACUAUUUCAGUCUUAUUUUUCAAACAGGUUCAAAAGAAAAUUCGAUGUUUCGUGCUAUCCUUGAUGAUAUUAAGAAAUUGGAAAACCAAAUUCCUUUAUUUAUUCUCAUAACUCUACUACAGUUAGAAUAUGGAACCUAUGAGCGUGCAACAACAGAGUUAGCUGACCUGUUGAGUGGGUUCAUUGACUUCAACGGAUUUCCGCUCUUUCCAUUAUCCUAUCGUGACGGUUUUAAAAAAUUGAAGGCACUUAUAUCGACUCAACCACCGCCAUGCCAUCUAUUAGAUUUGAAUAGAAUGCUGAUUAAGGAUAUGUUAACAAAUCCAAAUACAGAAUCAGUUAUUGCUAGAGGGACAAAUCCAAAUGCAGAAUCAGUUAUUGCUAGUAGGACAAAUCCAAAUGCAGAAUCAGGUACUGCUGGUGAACCUAACCAUGGACUGUGCGGGUGGUUUAGGAAUGUGGGACUACCUGGUUGGAUGCAACGACCCAGCAGCAAUUCUUACCGAGAAAAUCCUCUUAUUGAAAGAAGAUCUAGCUCAGAUGUCGAAUCUCUCGAUAAUAGCAGGUCUACUCCAUGUGCCGAAUUGUUAACAAAUCCAAAUACAGAAUCAAGUAUUGACAGUGUGAGAAAUUCAAAUGUAGAAUCAGGUACUGCUGGUGAACCUGAUCAUGGACGGUGUAGCUGGUUGACAAAUGUGGGACUACGUGGUUGGAUGCAACUACCCAGCAUCAUUCCUUCCCCAGCACUUCCUUCUCGGGAUAGCAGAGCUGCCUCACAUUGUGAAACUCUCGAUGAUAGUAGGUCUACUCCUUGUGCCGAAUUAUUGCACAAGGCUGGUAUCAAAUUUGUGCCAGGCAAUUUGGGAUUUCAAAAGAGAAGGUUUGGAAAGGCUAUGCUUUCUUUCCCUCGAAUCGUAGUAAUGGAUAGCACAGAAAUAAGUUUGCGGAACUUGAUGGCUUAUGAAGACUGUCAAAUGUGCUCGUGGUCCCCAGAAAAGACGAUAAUUUCACAUUUUAUACGCCUCUUAGAUGAUUUAAUUGAUUCCGAGAGAGAUGUUUCUCUACUUCGUAAAGCUCGAAUUAUUCAGAGCUGGGUCGGUAGUGAUGAGGAUACAGCCCGUAUGAUCAACGGUCUUUGUGACGGAAUCAUAUUUAGUUCAAUUAAAGAUUUUGAGUUGGUGAUGGAAAAAGCGCGAGAUCAUUAUAAGAGCCAAUGGAAGGUGUGGAUCAGCCAGUUUCAGCAUGAACAUUUUUCAAAGCCAUGGUAUGUUGUCUCCAUUCUGGCGGCCACAGCUCUUCUGGUUAUGACUUUUAUUCAAACACUGAAUUCAGGUAAGAAGUAAACCUGAUUUGUUAUUAAGAUGUUCACUAAAUACCUGUGGCAUAGAAGCAUUAUUUGAAUGCUUGUAUGCUCAUAAUUAUUGGAUGCAAGUUUUAUGGGUGAACCUUUGUUAGGACUAAAAUGUCAGUUUUCUUUCAGUUUCUUUUAUCUUUACUUUUAGCUUGUAUUACAUAUACAACUAGUUGCAUGGUCUGCAUGCAACAAUAAGAUAGGCAUGGCAUUUCUUUGUAGGGAGGGGUAAAUGCUAGUCGUUUAUCUUUGAAUUUUUUAUUUGUCUAUUGUAGCAACAAGUGAUAUAUGCGAU
This is a messenger RNA of Cryptomeria japonica (Japanese cedar), 2667 nucleotides long. Its product is annotated as UPF0481 protein At3g47200-like. The record is from RefSeq and is a predicted model, not a curated record. Bases 550 to 2364 code for a protein of 604 amino acids. NCBI's taxonomy places the organism in Eukaryota, Viridiplantae, Streptophyta, Pinopsida, Cupressales, Cupressaceae. The transcript has 6 exons.